AUGUCUGAUGGAACGAGAAAGAUAAAAACAGCUAAGAAUGGUGGCGAAGACGAAAUUAAAUUACAUGAGUUAUUCAAAUUAGUCGAUAAAAAUCAAGAUUAUGAAAUUGGUGUUGAAGAGCUCAUUCAGGCUCUUGGACGAAUUGGAGUUAAAACACAAGAAAAACGAAUGGAAAUUGCACGACGUAUAUUGAAAGAAAGUGGUAGCGAGAAUCGAAUAACAUUCAAACAAUUUUCUAAGUACGUCCUAGAACCGCAACAGAAUAAACUUCGACUAUUAUUCAAGCACAUCGACUCUGAUCAAAGCGGUUCAUUUGAUGCCAAAGAGUUGAUUAGGUAUUUUAAAAAUCACGGUAUUGCCGUUGGUCCAGAAGAAGCCAAGCAAAUCGAUAGCGACGGUUCACUGGAAAUUUCAUGGGAUGAAUGGCGUUCGUAUUUUUUAAUGAAUCUGUAUGUUCUGGAUAUUAGUGACGAUGCUCAAGAGAUGCUUGGACACUGGAGAUCAGUGACGCACGUUAUGAACGUUGUUGUUGAUGAUUCAUUAUUCAUUCCACCAUACAUACCAAACGACGCAUGGUUUCCAAUGUUUGUUGCCACGGGCAUAGCCGGCGCUUUUGCAAAAACCUUAACAGCACCAUUUGACCGAAUGAAAACAGUUAUGCAGUAUCUAGGUUCACAAGAACAAAUUGGUUUGAUCGAUGGAUACAAGUAUUUAAUCAAAGAAGGUGGUAUGGAAUCUUUGUGGCGAGGAAAUGGAAUGUCAAUUCUAAAAUGUAUGCCAGAUUAUGUUGGAAAAUUUACUGCAUUCGAACAAAUUAAAAUAUUAUUGAACAGAAUCCAUGGCAAAGAUGAAAAAUCAGACUUAAAAGGCAUAGAACGAUAUUUAGCCGGAAGUGCGGCAGGUAUUAUUGGCAUCACGAGUACUUAUCCUCUUGAUGUUCUUCGAAUUCGUUUGAUACUGAGACGUUCCGGUGAAUUUACAGGUAUUUUUGAUGCUGUUAAAAAGAUUUAUCGCAACGAAGGUCUACGUGCUUUUGGACGUGGUUACCCAUUGUCACUUUUCUACAUAAUGCCAGCCUCUGGUAUUAAUUUUGGACUGUAUGAGGUACAAAUCGAUUUUGAUAGUCUGCUAAACGGCACAAUUGUACUGUCUCGAAUUACCCCAGCGAGACACACUGACAGCCCCGAAUUACCCCAAAUUGGGUAA
Didymodactylos carnosus is the source of this 1206-nucleotide messenger RNA. The record is from the annotation of a GenBank genome assembly. Lineage: Eukaryota; Metazoa; Rotifera; Eurotatoria; Philodinida; Philodinidae.